UUCUUCUCAUUCUCUCUCUCUUUCUAAAUUUGCUACCUUUAAUUUCUUCUCUCUCACACACAGAGAGAGACCCAGCAGAUCGAAAUCUCCCAAUAUUUAGUUAGAAUUUGGUGAGGAUCUAAGCUUCUUCAAUGGGGUUACCAAAACGCUAACUUCUUUCCUCCAUUUCCCCAUAAUUACUGCUGCCACUUUAGCUUUUAUUUUCUACUUUUUUUUAUUUUCCUAUUCUGUUGGCUUCGUCUUUUACAGUAUGAAACCCUCUGAAUUCCGCCUUCCUUAAUUAUCGGAAACACUGCUCUAUGAUUUGGUAUUGCUGAGGAGAGAAGUGGUCUCAGGAUGUGGUUAUGAGGAAUGGGAACGAAGAUGCAUUGCAAAAGCUACUUCCCAGGAUUGUACACGAUGAGGGACGUUAAUGAUGAUUCUAGCAGUAGGACUCUAGAAAAUGGUUACCCGGGGCAUGAGAAAGACUCCUUGAAACAAAAAAUGCUUGAACACGAGGCAGUAUUUAAGAAUCAGGUUUUGGAACUCCAUCGUCUUUAUAGAAUACAAAGGGACAUGAUGGAAGAGUUCAAAAAGAGUGAACCACAUAAUGGUGAUCGAGCAUCAGUGGAACCAGCAUCAUCAUCAAGUCUUCCAGGACCUCAAGUGCCUUCAGAUGAAGCUCGAAAAUGGCAUAUGGCAGGUUUUCCUUUGUCGAAUUCUGGUUAUGGUAGAACAUCUGUUGCUGCUGUUGAAAAUCUUAGUUCUCCCACAACUUGCACAAAAGGGAACCCUAUACAGCCAGGUCGGCUUCCUUUCCCAAAUGGGUGCACCACAAUAAACUCUGAAGCAUUAGACUCACGACCACUGAAAGUAAGAAAGAAGUUAUUUGAUCUACAACUGCCAGCUGAUGAGUACGUAGACCCCGAAGAAGAGGACAAUUUGCAGGGGUACCAAAAAUCUGGUGUAUCAAGUUCUUGUCGUAACGGUGAUCUGAACAAUGGGCCUGAAAAUGUUAUGAAGUCAUUCAUUGGUAGUCAUGCAGUUAAAAGAACUGAUUGCCCAGUGGAUGCUUCAGCUUCAGCUUCAGCUUCAGCUUCUGCUGCCUGUUUAAGGAGUUCUGUUGGUUUGGCUGAUUUAAAUGAACCCAUUCAAAUUGAAGAAGCAACAGCUCCAUCAUCAAUUGAUUUCCUAGGUCAUACUUCACAAAAUGGAGAGGCUAAAACCAUACACCAGCAUGCCAAAUCAACUGCUAGUUUUUUAAGUGUAGCUGGAGAUCCCGUGCAUGUGCGUGAUGGAAUUUCAAUAAAUUCGUCUGUUGAUAGUCAGGUUAAUGACAGGGGAUGGUUUCCCCAUGCUAACAGAGCAGGAUCCCGGAAGGGUAACCUAAGUUCUGCCAUGCAAGGUUGUCAACCAGAUAAGUCACAUUUAUCUUCCCAUCCGGGGCAAGGGACCAUUAACCUGGUUCAUCAUCCUCCCGGAAUGUAUUCAAGUAAUUACAAUAGGGAAGAGAAAUGGAGAGAGGGAUUCCAGCAUGGUUUAGAAUCUUCUGAUAGAUGUUAUAGUCACUCCAAUAAUAGCCAGUUCGAAUCUAUAGCUUCUCAUGCUCCCGGCUCUUAUCCAUUCUUUAAUUUGUCGUCUUCUUUUGCCAGUUCAUGGUUUCAGACUGUCUCAUCUUGGGCACAUCCAUCAAGUAGUUUUACUCCCAAGGUAACAACACCAGAAACUUCUAGAAAUCCAGUAGAAGCAAUUGGUAAACAUUUGCAGCCUCCUGCUCCAUGCCAGCAAUCUUUUGGCCAAAAGUGGCAUGUUAAUGGAGGUUUGGGUAGUGAGCUAAAAUCAAAUGGAUUCCACCAUUCAUCUUCAUCGACUAAUCAUGGCUUUGCGAGUUUUCUUAAGGGUCCGUAUCAUGCUGAUCCAAAGCCUGCUAUGGAUAUUAACUUGAAUGAAGAGCUUCCCAAAAGCCUCGCAAAUGAGAAUGUGAUCAUGCAGGAUCUUAAUAUGGCAGAUGGGAAGAGCAAGCCUGAAGACAAUCAUCUGGCUUUGCCAUGGCUUAGACCUAAGCCUGUGCAUGUUGAUCGGGUUAUGGAUACGAGAAGAUCAGAAGUAUCGAGAGAACUAGGCUACCGUCUUGAUUCUUCCAAUGAAUUGUCUAGCAAUAAUGGAACAGUUAGAGAUCUUAAUCAACUGUUUUCCUCACAACGUAUGUCUACUUCAUGUGAUUCUGUGACUCUAAGAGUGAAGGAAGCAGCAGGUCAACCUCAAGCCGUUAAGAAAAUUCUCGGCUUUCCCAUUUUUGAGACAGAUGUACGCGACAAUGAGAGGUCAUGCCCUGAGUCCAUCUCAGUGGAUGUCAAUUGUAACCCUGAAGGAAGGAAGACCACGGGUGAUGGAAGAAAGAAUGGGAUAAUUGAUAUAAACGUAGCAUGUGAGCCUGAUGAACAAAUUGCUGCUGAUGAGCCAAUUAUGGAGAAACAAAACCAAAAAAAGGGCACUCAUAUUAAGGACCACAUUGAUUUGAAUUGUUGUGUUAGUGACUCUGAAGAUCCUUCAUCGCCCUGUUAUGAACGGAGUGAUCCCAGAGUCAAGAUGACUUUGGAGAUAGAUCUGGAAGUUCCGAUCCUUGAGGAGAGCGAGGAUGAUAGCAUUGAGCCGAAAAGAAAAAUGCUGAACGAGGUGUCCUCGCAGCCGUUUGAAAAUAAGGAAGUUCAGAAUGAGGUUCUUAGAGAUGCAGCCGAAACUCUAGUUGGCAUCUCAUCAUUUCAACAGGUCGAUACAGAGGAUAUUGUUGCUCUUCCUUCUGAAGAUUCAUUGGGAGAAGCGUUACUUGUGUUGGCCAAUGCAUUAUCUUCAGAUUCUAAUGAAGUUGUGAACACAUCAGUCAAGGAUGAACCACCAAAGGUGGAUUCAUCCCAGGGGAUAGAUGAUUUUGAGGCUAGGGCGUUGCAACUAGUCGAGACGAAAGCAGAAGACUACAUGCCUACACCUUUUAUUCCUGAACCUCAGAAAGUCGAAGAGACACGAGCUCGGCCUCCUCAGACCAGAACUCGUAGGGGUCAUGCAAGGAGAGGAAGGCAGUGGAGGGAUUUCCAAAGAGACGUUCUUCCUGGUUUAGCAUCACUGGCAAGGCAUGAGGUGACAGAAGAUCUCCAAAUAUUUGGAGGGAUGAUGAGAGCCACGGGCCAUACUUGGAACUCGGGGCCAGCAAGAAGAAAUGGCACCAGAAACGGGGGUGCUCGGGGAAGGAGACGAGCAGUGGUUGAAAGCGUCCCGCCUGCCAUUGCAAGCGCGGUCUGCGCUCCGUUGAUACAGCAACUCAGUAGCAUCGAAGCCGGUUUGGAGGACAGAAGCCUAACAGGAUGGGGCAAAACGACGAGACGUCCCCGCCGGCAGAGAUGCCCUGCAGGUAAUCCUCAUACUGUGGUGCUAACAUAGUACAAUGGAAAAGAGAGGCAUUGCAUUCUUGAAUCGGAGUUCUAUAGAUUAAUGUCCCAACAUAAAGUAGUGUACUUUUUUUUGGGAGUGAUGUUGGUUAAUUGUCUUUGUAAAUGUAGUGGUCGUGAUUUAUGCCCUUUGAUUCAGAAAUAAUGUGGCCCCAUUCAUAUCUACAUAUAUACACAUCCUUGUUUUCAAUGUCAAA
Messenger RNA from Salvia hispanica, 3619 nucleotides. RefSeq lists its product as uncharacterized. Lineage: Eukaryota; Viridiplantae; Streptophyta; Magnoliopsida; Lamiales; Lamiaceae. The record is from RefSeq and is a predicted model, not a curated record.